AUGAAUUCCUCAGAAUUUGAUCAAUAUGUGCCAUCCGCGUCUUUGCCCUAUCGCAAAGGUGACUUUGAGAAGUUCAAAGUGGCUCUGGCCAAGGUCCUAUUUAGUAUGUUCAAUCAUGCCAUCUUUCACUGCGGCCUUCAGGCGAAAAUCUAUUGGAAAAAUAGCAUAAGUACUCCCUGCAGCAGCGAGCUGGGUUUCAACUCUUCAGGCAACCGCACUGCGCGUAUUCUGCUGUGGAAGCACAUCAAUCAACCGGGCAUGCUUAUAAAGCCACUGCUGCAUGAGAUGUGCCAUGUGGCGGCCUUUGUCUUUAACCGUGAGACAGGACAUGGCGACAACUGCCGCAAAUGGGCCUACCAAGCAAAGAGCCUGAUACCAAAGCUGGCAUUGAAUAGUGACUGCGAUGCCAGCUAUAAAUAUUCCUGCACGCUCUGCGCCCGUUGCUCCUAUGGCCUGGUAACGUUUGAAAACGAGGCGGAGCUACUCCGGUGUCAGUACUGCCAGUUUGAGGUGAACGUAGAGCGUUGGCGCAUCACUGACACACAGAAAAUCUGGCGUCCCAAUCAGUUCAACACCCCAUUCAAGACUUUUGUUCGUGAGAAUUACCUGCUGGUCAAUAAUGUGGAUACGCACAGCGCCAAAAUGCAAAUUCUAAAUCGAAAUUUUAUGGACAGAGAAACCACAUAAUUUAAUGAUUCCUUUCCUAUAGUUAAUCUUAGCUAGUUUCAAUGCUAAUUAUACACAUACAUAUUUACCAUUACAUAUCAAUUUUUUGUUAUUCUGCAGUCGUUGUUGUUUAGAGGUGGAGAGCUAUCGAUGGCACUAUCGCUGGUUUGGCACUA
Drosophila miranda is the source of this 842-nucleotide messenger RNA. RefSeq lists its product as uncharacterized. The transcript has 3 exons. The coding region runs from base 1 to 687 and encodes 228 amino acids. The record is from RefSeq and is a predicted model, not a curated record. Lineage: Eukaryota; Metazoa; Arthropoda; Insecta; Diptera; Drosophilidae. Gene Ontology annotation, cellular component: nucleus.